AUGGAGAUCAGAAAAGCAAUUGCAGAUCUGAAACCUCUUAGUGGACAAGUGACACCUAUUCGAACAGUUCAAGAAACAAGACCCCUAGAAGACUUUGCCGAUGCGUUUGUCGCAGAAGUCAAUGUAAAGUCUGCCUCCAAAGUGAUCAAGGCUCUUGACUCUGCUUUCCCUCGAGAUGCUGCCCUCCCGCUCUCCCACCUCCGUCGCUUCGCUAAGAAAGAGCAACUCCCGCCAACCCUGCGGGCAGCAAUUGAGAGCAGCACACAUCCUAUACCAGCGACUCAAACUAUCUUCGUCCUCAUCUCACCUCCUCUACCCGAUCUCGCCACGCUCAAAGCUCUACUUGCUCCGUUUGCGCCAAAUGCAACUCCGGCCGCAAAUGAUCCCUCUGUGAAUGAAACCGCAGAAGCUUCAAGUCCUGGUUCUUCACCAACUAUCGACCUUUACCCUACGAAAGUCCCCCUCUACCCACCUUUCAACAUCACACAAGCCGAAACAUGGAGCAACACCCUCUGGCCGGUGGUCUUCAAUCCAGCCGCGUCUCGCGCCACUGUCGUACCGCCCCCUCAGACUUUGAAACGCGCACAGGAAUCCAUCGAACAGCGCGCAGGAUACUACCUCUCCCUGGCGUGUAAAGUGGCAGAGGAAGCAGAACAAUCAGGGCUAGGCCGGGGCGUAGGCGCAGUGAUAGUUGACCCAGCAAUCGAGGCAGAAAUACUGGAUGCAGGUUACAAUAGCCACGAUACUACCGCAGAAUGGGACGAAGCCGUCCUCGCAGUUGCGGGUGAUGCGCGCUACUCUCGCUCUGAAGCAGGCGCGCCAUCACAAGCACAGCUUCACGAAGGGAUAGUGCCCAAUCCGGCCAGCAUGUCAUACAAUUCAGACCUCGAGGGUGGACCAGAAUUACAUGCGCUAAUGCGUGCUGUCGAUAUGGUAGCUCGCUGGCGACGAGAACAUGAUGCAGAUCCGUCAGAUCCCAAAUCAGAACAGCCUCCGCCAGAGACAGUGGACACACUGAGCCCAUUCGAAUCAUACUUCUUAUAUCGCCACCAACCAGACUCCUCCUCCGACCAACCUCAAUCCCCUUCCUCACCAUUGAAGAGAAAACAUGAAGACCCAAACCCAGAAUCAGACCUCAUCGAUCCCCCAAACCCUUCUCAAUCCCAACUUGAACACCCACCUCUCCCAGCUCCACCCCCGUCUACCAUUAUAGCAGACCCUUCGAUCCCAAUUCCACCUACACCACGCAUCCGCACCCGCUCACAGGGCGGCUAUCUAUGCACAGACCUUGACGUCUAUCUUUCCCACGAACCGUGUCUGUGCUGCUCGAUGGGAAUCCUGCUCUCCCGGUUCCGGGCUGUCAUCUUCCCCAGACGGGGGAGGUUAGUCAGUGGCGGACUUGCUUCUGAGCCGGUUAUUGCGCCGGUUGCGGAUGAGGGUGCGGCUGGCGCAGAUGUGGAUGGGCAGGGUGAAAGGGAGUACUAUGGAUUGCAUUGGCGGAAGGAGCUGAAUUGGAGGGCUCUUGGGUUUGAAUUUGUGGAGGAUGUUGAUGAUGCUCUGUCAUGGGAGGACAAGGAUAUGCCUGUCUUUCAUGCUUGA
Messenger RNA from Penicillium bovifimosum, 1599 nucleotides. Its product is annotated as putative tRNA-specific adenosine-34 deaminase subunit Tad3. Lineage: Eukaryota; Fungi; Ascomycota; Eurotiomycetes; Eurotiales; Aspergillaceae. The record is from RefSeq and is a predicted model, not a curated record. The transcript is spliced from 3 exons. Gene Ontology annotation, molecular function: tRNA-specific adenosine-34 deaminase activity. Bases 1 to 1599 code for a protein of 532 amino acids. Gene Ontology annotation, cellular component: cytoplasm; nucleus.